AAAGGCUCGUCUUUCUAUCAAGAAGUUCUUUGAAUCUCAAUGGCAGCGUCCGAGAAUGCCGGUUUUGCCUCUUCUUCUUCAUCCUCUUCAGCUUCGAGUUAUGAAGUGUUCUUGAGCUUUUGUGGAAAAGACACUCGCACCACUUUCACCGAUCACCUCUACCAUGCCUUGCUUGAUGCUGGGAUUUACACUUUCAGGGACAACGAAGAACUCCGAAUGGGGGAGACGAUUGGGCCGGAACUAAUCACUGCGAUUGAGCAAUCAAGAAUCUCUAUCCCCAUCUUCUCGAAGAAUUAUGCUUCGAGUAAAUGGUGUCUCAUUGAGAUCACUAAGAUCUUGGAAUGCAAAAACACAAUGGGUCAGGUGGUUCUUCCCAUUUUCUACAAUAUUGAACCCUCGGCAGUGCGGAACCAAACUGGGAGCUAUGCAAAGGCCUUCAAGGAACACCAGAACUGUUAUGGCGAUCCGACUAUGCAGAAGUGGAAGGAGGCUCUGAGAAAGGUUGGGUCAUUGAAGGGAUGGCAUUCCAACAACAUUGCUGGCGGGUGAGCACUGAUCAUUGCACCAUCUACGAUUAUAUUUAUUGUCUGCUUAAUCUCAUAUAACUCAUAAGUAGAAUUGGGAGCUACUCACUCAAGAACAUUGAUACGAUAGUAUUCUUAGAUUGCAUUCAAUUAAAUUGGGGUAAUUUAUAGCACCACCACCUAUAUAGAGAAUCUCAAAAUUAUAGUAACAUCUCGUAUUUAAUACCAAAUUGUGUUCAGACGUCCAGUCUUAUGUCUCUGUUAAAUGAUCCAUUUUUGAGAUCUGCUCCAUCCGUCGCUGCGGAUAACUGUUCCAUCUUAGGUCGCCGAGAACAACUCUGUCAUAGCUAAGCAUGACUACAGCUGAAGGUUUGUUUUUUUUUCUUUUUCUUGUUCUUCCACCUUGUUCCCACGGUGAACCCUUCUCUCCCGCCUUCAUCCCUGUUCAAGUAGCUUCGGUUGUCCCCUGCUUGAAGAACCGAGCCAUUCCACUCUAGCUGGAACCCUAUUUGGUGAAACCCCUCCACCUGCAAAAAUCCUUGCUAGACCAAGGAGUUCGGCUGCGUUUGAUCCCUGCUCUCCCUCAACCCUAGUAUACACUACCUUCGUUUGACAUCGCAGUGAUAAGGAAGAAACCCUUGGAACCAACAACUUUGGUUGAACCCCUCUCAACAUCGUAGUGCAAAUUCGGCUGGAACCCUUUUGGUGAAAUUUCUGCUCUCCAUCUCUCUCGUC
Macadamia integrifolia is the source of this 1259-nucleotide messenger RNA. RefSeq names its product TMV resistance protein N-like. Lineage: Eukaryota; Viridiplantae; Streptophyta; Magnoliopsida; Proteales; Proteaceae. The transcript has a single exon. The record is from RefSeq and is a predicted model, not a curated record. Gene Ontology annotation, biological process: signal transduction. The coding region runs from base 40 to 549 and encodes 169 amino acids.